Molecule: messenger RNA, 1361 nt
Organism: Amblyraja radiata (thorny skate)
Lineage: Eukaryota; Metazoa; Chordata; Chondrichthyes; Rajiformes; Rajidae
Gene: tha1
Product: threonine aldolase 1
Exons: 8
Coding region: 104-1291 (395 amino acids)
Biological process (GO): L-threonine catabolic process; glycine biosynthetic process
Cellular component (GO): cytosol
Molecular function (GO): L-allo-threonine aldolase activity
Source: RefSeq, a predicted model, not a curated record
AAAGAGAGAAGGGAGAGGGGAGAAAUAGGCUUGGGGCUGGAGACAGCUCCUGGGGCUCUGGGAUUGCCUGUGAUCCCGUCCAGGCGGGGCCGGGACGGGGACGAUGCGCUCCGGGCUGCUGAGGCUCCCCGCGGCCGGCCGCCGCUGGUACCGGGGCUCGGGGCAUCGGGCGGAGGCCGGGCCGCACCGGGUGAUCGACCUGCGCAGCGACACGGUGAGCCGGCCCGGCGCGGCCAUGCGGGCCGCCAUGGGUAGCGCCGCAGUCGGGGACGAUGUGUACGGAGAGGACCCCACCGUCAACGAACUUCAGAGGCGAGCUGCUCAGCUGUUUGGAAUGGAGGCUGCUUUGUUUGUUCCCACUGGAACAAUGGGGAACCUGAUUUCAGUUAUGUGUCAUUGCUGGGAAAGAGGAACGGAGCUCAUUGUUGGAGAUCGAGCACACAUUCAUAUCUUUGAACAGGGAGGUGGUGCACAGAUUGCAGGAGUUCAUUCGCGUGUUGUGAAGAAUCUUCCAGAUGGGACUUUUGAUCUGAAUGAAUUGGAAUCCAACAUACGACACGAUUACCCUGACCCGCACGUCACCAGAACAAGCCUCAUUUGCCUGGAGAACACCCACAAUGUGAAAGGAGGCCGUGUCCUGCCACUUCCCUUUCUCCAGGAGGUGCGAGAGCUGGCCGACAUCUACAAGCUGCCGAUCCACAUGGACGGAGCCCGCCUGAUGAACGCAGCCGUGGCCCUGCGUGUCCAAGCCUCGGACAUCCUGCGGCACUGUGACUCUGUGUCCCUGUGCCUGUCCAAGGGUCUCGGCUCUCCGGUCGGCUCCAUCAUCGGCGGACGCAAGGACUUCAUUGAGCGGGCGGUGCGGCUGCGCAAGGUGCUCGGGGGAGGCAUGAGGCAGGCGGGCGUGUUGGCUGCGGCUGGGCUCAUCUCCAUCUCAGACAUGGUGGACCGGCUCAAGGAAGACCACCGGAACGCCAGGACCUUUGCCCAAGGUAUUAAGAUGUACGCCACGCCGUUCUGUGAGGUUGACGUGGACACUGUAGAGACGAACAUCCUCCUGUUUACAAUCAACAGCCCCCACGCCACGGCCGAGGAGUUCUGCAGGAGGAUGGGCGAAGUGAGCGAGGAGGAGGUGGCGGAAACAGGCCGUGGCGUGCGCGUGCUCCUGUUCCCAAUAUACGGGCACAUACUGCGCGCCGUUUGGCACCUGGACGUCUCGGAGGAGGACACCCACCUGGCCUUGAGGAAGCUGCAGUUUGUGGUCAAUAAACUGGAGCAGCAGUCAACCUAACCCGAAGAUCGACACAAAAAGGAAAGAACUGCAGAUGCUGGUUUAAACCAAAGAUAGACGCAAAAUGCUG